UCCGGGAGUCAACCCGGUACACCGCGUUAGCCGCCUGCUUCUGAACCGCCACCAAGAUUCGAUCCGAUUGUAGCUUGACGUUAUACGCUUCCGUCUGGUACGCCUUCGCUUCGGGAGUGCCAAGCCUCGCCGCGGCCCGCGCCGCGCUGGUAGCUUCGGCCAGGGCCUCCGCGGCGAUCUUCGUCUGCUCGUCCCUAAUCAGAUUCGUCGUAUCGAGACGAUUCUGCGCCUCGAUAAUAUCCUUCGCGGCCUCCGCCUCAUCGAAUAGGGCCUCCUGGGCUUGCGAGUCGAGAUCGUCGUAAUAUUCGCGCUCCUCCUUCGUCGUCUGCUUCGCGUCGAUCGCCGCCUGUCGCGCGACCUCCUGCAUUUGCUUCGCCUGCUCCAGCGCCGCCCUCUUCCCGUUCAGAUCCGCCAUGGCAGCGUCCGCCUCCGCGUCCGCGUCCGCCGAUUUCUUCGCCGCGGCUUGCUCGUCCGCCAGUCGCGUGUCCAGGACCCCCUGCGCUUUGUCCAAGUCAGCCUUCGCCUGAUUGGCCUGCGCACGGAGCGUCUUGGCCUUAGAAGUGAGGUAAGCGACCUGUGCGGCGUUCAGGUUCUGCGCGCUGGCGACGAUUCUAGGGUUUGAAAUGGAAGCUGUAGCAGCGAGAGCGAGGAGGAGAAGAAGGGCGGGCUUGAUAAGAGGACGACGGGCGGCCAUGGCGGCAAUGCGGUUGUUCCGCGUCGUGUGGUGAAAACCUGAACUAUUGUUUUCACAACUCGAAAAAAUGAUGGUAGUAGUGAUUCUGCAACUCGGAAACUGGUCUGGCAGACUGCACGUGCGAGUUGCGCCGUCACUUGAACUGCCGCUGGCAGUGCUCGUCUUUCAGGCGCUAGAACUUCGGUUAUGUGACAGCAACGGGAAGGUGGAGUGCGCUUGACGGCUUUCCGAAGUCUACGAAAUAGAAUGGUUCACAAGCUCUAUGGAGCUCGGAGUUCGCGUGACACGGUACUAUUGAGAAGGCUAAGCUUGGAUGUCUGCUAUGAAGGGUGGUCCCUGAUCUUAUAUGUCUUUGAGCGACCUUCUACCUCAGAAACAACCGAGACGAUGAGUAUAACAGGGCGCGGACGCGGGUGUACUGUAUCGGAUUGUCAUUGGUCGGUACUGUUCGAAGGCCCGAGGAAAAGGCCAUGGGAAGCCAAGUGAGAGUGAGCCAGAGCU
Molecule: messenger RNA, 1195 nt
Organism: Closterium sp. NIES-67
Lineage: Eukaryota; Viridiplantae; Streptophyta; Zygnematophyceae; Desmidiales; Closteriaceae
Source: the annotation of a GenBank genome assembly